AUGCCAAAUCAGACUGAAGAACAAUACUUGAAAGAGCUCGAAAAGGAGAUCAACUUGGACGACGUUGAUUUCAGCGAUUUAGAGGCCAAAUACCAAGUGAGUGCCGACUUUGGGCUCGACUGUUAUGUUGUAGUUGAUGGUGCUCCAGUUGCACCAGAAGCCAAAGUACCAAUCUUAACUAAGGUUUUAAAGAAGCUUUUCAGUACUAUCGGAGAAGUUGUUGAAGGUGAAGAUGGUGUUUACAUGCCAUUGGAAAACGGUAUGUCCAAGGGUUACUUGUUUGUUCAAUUCAAGGAACCUCAAAUGGCCGAAGCUGCUAUCAAGCAAUUGAAUGGUAAGAAGUUAGAUCAAAAGCACAGAUUAUUGGUCAACAGAUUGAGCGACAUUGAAAAGUACGGUGUUGAAGGAAAUAUUCCAGACAAAUUCGAAGAACCUUCUAUUGAAGAAAUUAGAGAUGUCGGUUACAUGAGGUCUUGGUUACAAGAUGAAGCUGGAAGAGAUCAAUUUGUUCAACACUUUUCAGAAACCGUUGGUGUUUACUGGAAUAAGAAGAAGAACGAACCAGAACCAGCCAUCGAACCAAGAAAGGGUUUCACUUCUACUUACGCCAAGUUCUCUCCAAAGGGUACUUACUUGUUCUCUGUUCACCCUCAAGGUAUUCAAUCAUGGGGUGGAGCAGAAUUCUUAAGUUGUAAGAAGUUCAUUCAUCAGCAAGUCAGAUUAAUUGAUUUCUCUCCAAACGAACGCUAUAUGGUGACUUUAUCUCCAGUGCCGAUUCAAUUGCCAGACUCUCCUCAAGAACGAGCCAUUUUCCCAUUCGGACCUGAAAGUAACGGACACAAGUUAGUUAUUUGGGAUCUCAUCACCGGAGAACCAUCCAGAACCUUUGCCUUACCUCCACACUUGGAAGGACAAAAGGAAAUGCCAUGGCCAUUAGUUAAAUGGUCCCACGAUGACAAGUACUGUGCUAGACAAGGUCCAGGUGCCUUGGCCAUUUAUGAUACCACCGACAACUUCCAAUUAUUAGACAAGAAGUUAGUCAAGGUUGACGAUAUCGUUGAUUUCGAAUGGGCUCCAGCUCCAGUAUUCCUUGCUGGUCCAAAGAAGGAUGAAGGUGAGCACAUUUUGUCCUACUGGACCCCAGAAUCAAGUAACCAGACUGCUAGAGUUGCCAUCAUGCAAAUUCCAGAAAGAAAGGUUAUUAGAACCAUCAACAUUUUCCAAGUGAGUGAUUGUAAAAUGCACUGGCAAGACGAAGGUAAGUAUCUUUGUGUUAAAGUUGAUAGACACACUAAAUCCAAGAAGACAUUUUUCUCCAAUUUGGAAUUCUUCAAGUUAACUGAGAAGGAUAUUCCAGUUGAAAAAUUAGAAUUAAAGGAUGUUGUUUACAACUUUGCAUGGGAACCAAGAAGCGAAAGAUUCAUUACCAUUUCCAGAUUAGACGACGGUAGUGCCAACGUUUCAAUCCCAAAGAAUGUUAUUUCAUUUUAUGGACCAGAGUUACAACAAAAGGGUAAGAGCUCAUCCGCUAAGUACACCUGUCUUAAAACAGUUACUGACAAGCAUUCUAACACUAUUGCUUGGGCACCAAAGGGUAGAUAUGCCGUAGUUGCAACCAUUGCCAAGAAUAACGGUGAAUUAGAAUUCUACGAUACUCAAUACGAAGAAGACAAGACUGCAACAUCUACUGGUAACGUGAACGUCACUGCUACCAAGAAGAAUGACUCUGUCAAAUUGAUGAAGCAAGAAAGAUUCUCUGGUAUGACUUCAUUGGCUUGGGAUCCAUCUGGAAGAUUUGUCGCCGCAUGGUCAUCAAUCUGGUUACACACCAUGGAAAAUGGAUUCAAGAUUUACGAAUUCACUGGUAACUUGGUCAGAGAUGAAUCAAUUGACCAGUUUAAGGAAUUUAUCUGGAGACCAAGACCAGCUUCCUUGUUGAAUGCUGCUGACAGAAAGAAGGUUAGAAAGAACUUGAGAGAGUACAGUGCACAAUUCGAUGAAAACGAUGCAAUGGAAGCCGAUGCUGCCACCAGAGAAGCUAUCUUGUUACGUCGUGCUCAAUUAGAAGAAUGGAGAUCUUACAGAUCUAAAUAUGCCGCUGCGGUCGAAGAAAAGAAGAAGAAUGAAGUUCAAGCUGAAUUGAUCGAGGAAAUCAAGGAAGAAAUCAUUGAAGAAAAGGAAGAAGUUAUAAUUGAAUAG
This is a messenger RNA of Dujonia railenensis, 2199 nucleotides long. The record is from the annotation of a GenBank genome assembly. Lineage: Eukaryota; Fungi; Ascomycota; Pichiomycetes; Serinales; Debaryomycetaceae.